AUGGCUAACCAAACUCGCCCAGUGCAGACGAUGAAUACCACACUGAGCACCGCCCUCGGUCCUGUCGGCACCAACAAUGUCUCAUCUGCUGUUGGUUGGGACCAGCAUCCUGUUCUUGCACGAGCGGCGUCCGUGCCAGCACAAAGAACUCUAGAAGGCUUAUUAAACAGUCUUAGUCAUCGACGCCUCGAACGAGCAACCAGUGACCCUGCACCACCACCCCCACCCGCUACCAGCAGAUAUAAGACAGAACUUUGUCGACCGUUUGAAGAAGCUGGUGUUUGCAAGUAUGGUGAUAAAUGUCAGUUCGCUCACGGAGUGCGUGAACUUCGCAACCUUCAGCGUCAUCCCAAAUACAAGACAGAGCUUUGCCGUACGUUCCACUCUGUAGGAUUCUGUCCAUACGGACCUCGUUGCCACUUCGUUCACAAUGCAGAAGAGGCGAGACGCCGUGAACCUUCAUCUCCGGGUGGAUCGCUCGCAUCUCUGUCCUCAGGCGGAUCACUCGCAUCUUACAUGAGCGAUGGGUCCCGCUCUCCGAGGUCACCGCACUCACCGCUGACUCCACAGUCUCCACUGGCGCCGCACUCGCCGCCUGCAUUAUCACCGCCUGCUCACGCCACUUCCUUCGCUUUUCGUCGUGCACCCUCACCCGAUCCCGAAGACGAGCGGCUGCCUGUUUUUAACCGCCUCUCUUCUGCUUUUGGCGAUAUUAUGAUCGCUUAAGUUCGAGCGGGGUUAGCUAGUCCUAAGAUAAUAAACCGAGCGUAGCGUAUAAGGAUCGUCCUUAGACUACUCGACGUCUUCCAACCCGCGCUCGAGCGCCGUCCCGCUCGUCGCGCCUCACGCCCACACCCGCUCAACGAAUGAUCUCCAGUAUAUCGACACUCUUACUACUUCGCCCUGUAAUGUUAUAAAAUUAUUAAAGUAUU
Melitaea cinxia (Glanville fritillary) is the source of this 932-nucleotide messenger RNA. It is a transcript of the gene Tis11, whose product is annotated as protein TIS11. The coding region runs from base 1 to 726 and encodes 241 amino acids. The transcript is spliced from 2 exons. NCBI's taxonomy places the organism in Eukaryota, Metazoa, Arthropoda, Insecta, Lepidoptera, Nymphalidae. The record is from RefSeq and is a predicted model, not a curated record. Gene Ontology annotation, molecular function: metal ion binding; mRNA binding.